Molecule: messenger RNA, 765 nt
Organism: Lodderomyces pseudojiufengensis
Lineage: Eukaryota; Fungi; Ascomycota; Pichiomycetes; Serinales; Debaryomycetaceae
Gene: NBP2
Product: Nbp2p
Exons: 1
Coding region: 1-765 (254 amino acids)
Molecular function (GO): protein binding
Source: RefSeq, a predicted model, not a curated record
AUGAGUGCAAGAUUUCCUUCGAACACGAAAAUAAAAGAUUUUGCAUAUCCUGAAACUGACCCUUUACAUUUCGGAAUAUUGAACAAAAGCAAACGAUCACGAAGACAAAAUCAAGAUAAUAACUAUGAUAGUGAUCUAACAUCAAACGAAGAUGAAGACUCACAGUCAGGCGACGACACAUCAACAAACUCUUCAUCUUCAUGUUCAUCAUCAACCUCAUCUACAGCAUCGUUGAAUCGUCGAACACGACAUCACUAUUUACACAACCACCAUCAUUAUCACAAUGGCAAUAACGAAGAAAUGAGAGGAGAGGAACGGCAACUAGGUGAAGACGGAGAGGAAGAAAACGAAUACGAAACUUACGACCUAGAUGAUGUAUCCAAUCGAGAUGGGAGUGAAGAAUAUCUAAAUGAUGAAAUAAAUUGUAAAGCUCGUGCAAUAUUUGAAUUUAAACCGGAAAAUGAUAAUGAAAUUGAAUUAAUAGAAGGACAAAUUAUUUGGAUUAGUUAUAGACAUGGUCAAGGUUGGUUGGUUGCUGAAGAUCCUGAAACAGGUGAAAAUGGAUUGGUUCCGGAAGAGUAUGUAGAAUUUUUCACUGAUGAGGAAGAAGAAGAAGAAGAAGAAGGGAAUGAUAUAUAUGAAGAGGAAGAGGCAGAGGGUCAUGACAUAGGUGGGAAAUCACCUCAUGAUAAAGUCUUGAUGAAUGGUAAUGAAUACGUAGAGAAUGGUACGAGUAGUGCAUCUCCUUUGCAGAAAUGUAAAUGA